AUGGCGAGAAACCUUCGCUCGAACGUGAAUGCUCUCGCCAAUGUCGCCGAUAUCCAGACAUACGAGGAGGCUACCGCGCCGCCUAAGAAGAGGAAGAAGGUGCAGGCACCGCGUUUCCGCUGCUCGAGCUGCAGCACGCUACGCAUGACCAAGUUCUUCCCCAAUUUCAACCCUUCCAGUGAAUGCGAGCACCUCAUCAACACCUGCAUAGCAUGUCUCCGGAAGUGGGUGGAAGCGCGCGUGGAAGGCGGCACCUUCGAGUUUGGAAAAGACGGCAAGAUGUUCGGGGUCAGAUGCCCAGAGUGCCCAGAGGUGAUGCGAGAGGUGAAUGUGCAGAAUGCUGCGACGAAGAAGGUGUUCAAGAGAUUCCAGGAGCUUGAGCGUCGUCACGUCGCGGACACUGUGCCGAAUUGGCGGUGGUGUCUGAACCCCACAUGCAAGGCAGGCCAAGUACACGAGCAACUGCCCGAGCCACGGAAGACGGCCAAGGGAGGGAAGAAUUCAAAGAAGCAGCCAUCGGAUGAGGCUGAGAAGAUUUGCGUCUGCAACGAAUGCGGCCAUCGAGCAUGCGUUCCCUGCGACCGGCCAGAUCACACCCCAGAGACAUGCGCCGACUAUCAAAACCGAAUCAAGGGCCGGACAGACGAGGAUGACAAGUCUCGUGCAAUGCUUUUGAAGAUCUCGAAGCCUUGCCCGCAUUGCAAUAAGCCAAUUCAAAAAUCCGGCGGAUGUAGCAGUAUGAUGUGCGCGGUAUGCCACACGAAUUUCUGCUGGGAAUGCCUCAAGGCAUACACCGCCAAUGGUUGCGGGUGUACCACGCAACAGCAUAUUCGGAACGCCGUCGCCGCCGCUGGCUUGCUUUAA
This is a messenger RNA of Ramularia collo-cygni, 864 nucleotides long. RefSeq lists its product as uncharacterized. The coding region runs from base 1 to 864 and encodes 287 amino acids. Lineage: Eukaryota; Fungi; Ascomycota; Dothideomycetes; Mycosphaerellales; Mycosphaerellaceae. Gene Ontology annotation, cellular component: cytoplasm; ubiquitin ligase complex. Gene Ontology annotation, molecular function: ubiquitin protein ligase activity; zinc ion binding; ubiquitin conjugating enzyme binding. The transcript is spliced from 4 exons. The record is from RefSeq and is a predicted model, not a curated record. Gene Ontology annotation, biological process: protein polyubiquitination; positive regulation of proteasomal ubiquitin-dependent protein catabolic process; ubiquitin-dependent protein catabolic process.